UUCCUCUCUCUCUCCCCUGCCCUGUUUCACCAGGCUCAUGAGAUGGUAGUCCGUGGGCACCUGCCCACUUCCGAAGAUGACCUCCAAUAUCUGGCAGCCCUGCGGCUCCAAUCCUUGAACGGAGAUUUUAACCUGCAUGCCCCCGUGCCCCCACUCGAGGAGCUCUUCCCAGGACACUUGAUUGAAGUGCGUGCCUUGGCGUCUGCCAGGAUGUUGCUAACCAAACCACCCAACUGCUCCUCACGUUUCCAUGCGGGCUUUCUGUCGGGGGCUCUCCACAAUGGGCUCUGGGGCCAGAUGGCCGCACACAAACAGAAAGCUGAGGAGGACCUGCGGCUCCGGAGUCGCAUGAAGGAAGAAGGCUUGUCCGUGAUGGCAGCCAUUGUGGAACGGUGGAAGCUGCUGCAAGGCCUGAGUCGGGAGGAUGCCGUAACUACCUACCUGUCUAUCGUCAAGCAGUGGUCCGGGUUUGGCUCGACACUCUAUGACAUUGACUUCUAUGUCGUGAAUGUGCCAACUUUAUGGGAGAAGAGGAAGGGGAGCAGCGCCUGCUUAAACAAGAAUGAGAGUUCUACAGAAAACUGCCUGCACAGAGUGUGGCUGGGCAUUGCCGCGCAGGAGGUGUCGCUAUACAAGCAGGGGCACCGGGAACCUUUCGAGUGCUUCAGCUACAAUCAGAUCUCCUCCUUUGGCAUAUGUGAGGGCAACACCUUUAAGAUUAUUAUGGCCGAAAAGGAGCUCAUCUUUGAGACCAGCAGCUUGAGAAAGCUCAGUGAAAUCGGCCAGCUUAUGAAUGCAUACAUCGCCAUUGCCCACAGAAAACACCAGAGGAGGGCAGAGGACGAGCUGUUUGGUCUCUCUUUACCCAUCCCAGAGUCACCAUCCCACCCAGUCUAAGAACUGCCGCACCACGUGACACUCCCUCACCGAGAAGUAGAGCUUUUGGUAUCCUGUCACCACAUACUUGAAUGGCACUUGGUGGAGAGAGAGACCAUCUUACAUUGUCAUACGCAAUUCCUUAAAGAGCAGCAAGUGUUUAGCUGCUGAAACACAAUGCCAGAUUGUUGGACUGGACAGUGACCACAGGAAGUACCCAAGACAGUGGUGCAGGACAGAUGAACCGCGCCUGCACACUGAAGUGCAGGUCUGAGGCAGGCCCUCAUCCAUGCAAGUGACAUGUUGAAAAGCAGUGUGCCAUCUUGGAUCUUGAUGGGGUUUGAACUCACACACAGGCUCCAUCGACAGUUUGCUGCAGCCGCCAACUGAAUGUACCCUGUGAACCUGCUGGGGUCCUCGGGUCUGGCUGUACACCCAUUGGAGCAACUCCCUCUGCUCAAUUCACCCCUUACAGCAAGCCUUCCAUGUAUCCAAAGGUGUCAUCCACAAGCAUUCAUGGCCUGUGCCUCCUGGAGAGACACUGGAGGUGAGGGAAAUCGGCCUUUCCCUUCAAGUGCCAUUCAGUUUGCAGAGGGCUUAAAGAAGGGCACACUCUGCACUGCAUGACGGCAGCAUGCCAGGAGUUAAGCAGCAAUCGUUCAGCAUGGCACCCAUCGAUGGGAGGUGUGGGGGGAUCGGGCUGGUGGGUGUAAACAAAAAGACGACGACUUUGGACUGGUUUUGGAAAAGUUGGUGUAUGGAAGAGGACAUAAUAUUUUGUGCAAAACAAAAGAUAUAUAUUUUUUAAAUUUUCUAUUUAAUUUAAAUUUUUGUUUUAUGUUGGAGCUGCACCGACAUUCCUGUUCUUAUCUGUGCCAUCAUUUUAGGCUGGUUGCGGUCACUUUUGGUCUUGCAGGAUAGCAAGUGAAUAGAAAUGACAUUAAGAUGUAUCAUCUGAAAAGAACUACGUGCUUAAGUGCACUCAGCGUUUACUACAAUGGUGUUCUCUCUUUGUAUUUAAAAUUGGUCCCUUCGGUUUGUGUCAUCCUGGAAUGGCUCAAUAAGGAGUACAAUUAGAGAGACCAAGAGGUUAAUUCACAAGCUCAAAAAUCACUGCAGAUAACAACGAAAAAAAAAACCCAACAAAACAGCCAUCCUAUCGGACCAAAAGUGCCCACCUGUCCUAAGUAGAAGAGAUGUGCUUGACGUUAAUAGUGUGAGCUGGAUGGAGUCCAUGCAAUUCUGAAUUUUGCUGAAAACAAGCCACUGUAAUUUGACAUCCAUGUGCCUUUAACUUGUGGCGCAGUUUCAAAACCAAAUGACAGUUGUGUCUGGCUGGGUGGUUUUAAAGCCACAAAUACACUUGGUUUCAUUUUUUCCAAAUAUGACCAAAUGCUGGUGACUAUUUAUAGCGGACAUCUGCGAGUGAGCACAUCUCCACACGUCGCCUCAGAGUAUCAGGAUGUCGGUCAGGACCCUCGACCAGAAGAGUGAUGGUAACCUGUUGUUAGACAGCGUUGUUGUUGUAUUACCUGUGGGUUUCUGUUAAAGCUGCGGGCAGCUUUUGCAUCUGUCGUUUAAAUAUAUUAAUAAAGGCGGGGGAGGUUUGAAGUGGGUGGGUGGGUAGGAGGGCUGGGCAUUUUAUUUAAUUUGUAAGCUGUGUGGUACAUCAUUCUAUUUGUAUAGGCAGCUGCAUAAAAUUUGUAAAGACCAUUUGGAUGUGCAAUUUAAUGACAUAAUUAAAGCACCCUGGAAAAAAUGAGCAUGUAA
Molecule: messenger RNA, 2646 nt
Organism: Polypterus senegalus (gray bichir)
Lineage: Eukaryota; Metazoa; Chordata; Cladistia; Polypteriformes; Polypteridae
Product: unconventional myosin-X-like
Exons: 3
Coding region: 43-897 (284 amino acids)
Cellular component (GO): cytoskeleton
Source: RefSeq, a predicted model, not a curated record